Molecule: messenger RNA, 1404 nt
Organism: Ostrea edulis (European flat oyster)
Lineage: Eukaryota; Metazoa; Mollusca; Bivalvia; Ostreida; Ostreidae
Product: RAB6A-GEF complex partner protein 2-like
Exons: 10
Coding region: 161-1318 (385 amino acids)
Biological process (GO): retrograde transport, endosome to Golgi
Cellular component (GO): Golgi membrane; Ric1-Rgp1 guanyl-nucleotide exchange factor complex
Source: RefSeq, a predicted model, not a curated record
AGAGAUUCAUAAUUUAAAGCAUAGUUUCGGACAAGAAAUAUACAAAAGGAACAGCUGUCAAAAUGAGAAGAAAUCGGAAAUAAGUAGUGUUGAUGUCACAACUGACCAUCUUUGUGUUGAAGUGGAGAUAAUCAAGAGUAAUCAGUAGAUUAUAUCCAUAAUGAUUGAGGUAUCAGGAUUUCUCCCAAGAGGAAGUGUCUAUUUGGCCGGGGAGACAGUGAAGUGUAUUGUUACCAUUACAAAUCUGUCCAAACAAUCACAAAAUAAUGUAGAUUGUCUAGCAUGGGCCAGUGUCCAGAUAAACUGUCAGUGUUCAGUGAGCGACACAAGGAUAAACCUACCAUACACCAGAAAGCUGUCAUCAGAAGAGAUAUCUCCUUCUUCAUCAGACACAUCUUUUGUUCCUAACAGAGGUGAACAAGGAAUGACUGUUCUGUCCACCAAACCCAGAAUUCUGUUUUGUGAUUUAAAGCUAAGACCAGGUGAAAGUAAAUCAUUUGCAUUUGAAGACGUUAUCCCCGCAGAUGCUCCCCCCUCCUACAGAGGGCAGGCUAUAAAAUACUCUUACAAACUGACCAUAGGGGCUCAGAUGCUAGAUCAUCCCACAAAAUUACUGAGGUUGCCAUUCAGGGUGCUAGUUUUACAUGGAAUGAAUGAUGUAAGUGUGUACAUGGAUGGAGAGGAAGUACAGCCAAGCAAUCCUUUUUUAAAACAGGAGCAGAGUGAAAACAACCUGUUAGAUAUAGCCAUGCAGGUUUUGGCCACUAUUACUGCCAGGAAAACACCUUACUUCUACAACAUUACAAAUGCUAAAGGGAAAGUAGCAAAAUUCACAUUAUUUAAGCAAGCUUAUAAACUAGGUGAGGAUAUUGUUGGCAUGUUUGAUUUCUCAGAAGGCACGGUUCCCUGUGUUCAGUUUUCAGUCACAUUACAAAGUGAAGAGCAGAUUGCAGAAGAGUGUCGCCGUAAAGUUGGCCAUGGUUCAUCUUGCACAUCAUAUGUUAAACACCAAGAUAUGUGCCUACAUACUCAAAAGACUCAUAUCAAUGUCCCUGUGCCUCUCUCAGUAACGCCAGGAUUUAUGACAGACAUUGUUUGUCUGAGAUGGCGCCUGCAUUUUGAGUUUGUCACAUCCUGUGACCAAAUUCCUGAAUUGGAGACUCCUGAAAGGCCUGAUGCAAGUGCAGUUUGGUCUGGACCUUCCAAUUUGAAUGUUGAAACUAUGAUCUGGGACUUACCAAUUAAAAUAUAUCCAACAAAUCCAUUACAUGCCUGUAGCUCAACACAAUUGAAAACUUAUACAUCAAUUACACUCUAAGUAAUAAUCAUACUGGACUUUUGUGGAGUAUAUCAUUAACAAUGUUGAACCUAAUGGUAAUUUGUCAAUAAAUUGUAUUUGAGUAC